GUUACAAGAUGGUGCUAUUUUUACAGUCUUAAAGCAAAGCAGAAGGAAUUGAUUUUUGAUCUUUUUAAGGUCUCUUCUUUUAAAAAAGAAACGGCCGUGAAAGUGGUUGAUCUUAAAUCUGAAAAGAGCGAACCACUUCCUUCAAAGAUUUCUUCAUCUCUUUAUGUAAAGCGGGAUAUUUCAGAUUCUAGAGAAAUGAGUGGAGGUAUAAAAAUUAAACCUAAAGACUUUAGCCAGUCCAAAAUAGAGUCACAGCCAUUCUCUGGUGAAACCAAAUUAAAAAGUGGCAUAAAGAUGGAUAAUCUUUUCGCUGUAAACAAACAACCAGCUUUUGAUAUUGGUCAGAAUUCAGCUAAGCAAAAAAGUUUACAAAACUAUAACACUGCCUAUAAAGAGAUGCCCUCGACCGUUUCAAAGGAACGCAAAUACGGCUUUGACAUGAUCAGAGCAUACCAACUACUGAAGCAAAAGAACAAAUUAAAAAAAAAUGCAGAGCAGACAGAAAAAAAAAAAACCACCGGCUAUUGUAUACCCAAUCUCGUUAGAAAAGCAGAGAAAGAUGUACCGAAACAAAUUCCGAUUCAAUCUCAUAAACUUGAAGAAAAGGCGAUUCUUGAUAAUUCGGAGAUUGUCACCGAAUCUCGUCUAAAUAUAUUCAAGCAAGAGGUUUUAUUUAGCGAUCAUGGAAACACUAGACAGUUUUUUUAUAAUAAAUUUCGAGAUGAUUAUAACUUAAAAAGCAAAAUGGGACAGCUCGAAUUUAAUGAUCAAAAGGACAAUCUUUCGGUAAACUUUCAGUUACUCAAUACAAGCUAUACCUCCACAGCCUACGAAAAAAUAGAGAUCGAUCCAGCAUUUCUGUAUGAAACUAUCAAAAACAAACUUUGGCGGGACCGCAUCAAUAUUGGAGAUGUCAAGAAUCCUAGAGACUGGCGAUACUCCAUCGAAAAUUUCGUUAAGGCGCUCGCCAAGUAUACAGAUCCAGAUUUAAACCACAUGGAGUAUCUCCAACGGAUCAAGAUCAUAAACAAUGUCCAGGCGGCUUACACAGCGCUUCCCGAAUUUUCCAAGCACAACGCUGUUAUCGCCCCAGCACAGGUCAAUCGCUACCUAGACGCCGUAGAAAAUAGUUUAAAAAGAUAUAAAGAAAUAAUCUAAGUGAGUAACUACGUGUAAAAAGUGAAUAUAAAUUAUAAAGGCAGUAUUUGGAUAUUGCUCGAACCUUUAAGAUAGACGAGAUAGAUUAAUUCAACUCGAGGAAAAUUCGAAUU
This is a messenger RNA of Zophobas morio, 1271 nucleotides long. RefSeq lists its product as uncharacterized. Bases 196 to 1158 code for a protein of 320 amino acids. NCBI's taxonomy places the organism in Eukaryota, Metazoa, Arthropoda, Insecta, Coleoptera, Tenebrionidae. The transcript has 10 exons. The record is from RefSeq and is a predicted model, not a curated record.